Molecule: messenger RNA, 639 nt
Organism: Purpureocillium lilacinum
Lineage: Eukaryota; Fungi; Ascomycota; Sordariomycetes; Hypocreales; Ophiocordycipitaceae
Source: RefSeq, a predicted model, not a curated record
AUGGCUCCGGCAGCGAGCGUCGAAAUCGGCGGUGUGAGGGCCUUGCGGCUCUUGGCAGGCCUGUCCGUCUUGUGCUGUUGUGCGUCGGUGUUCUGGGCCGGUCAGCCACCGUCCGAGUGGAACUGCCUCAACUGCUUCAUCUGGCUUUCGGGGCUGUCUGGUUGGCCCGUGUGGUGCAGGCGCAGUGCGGGCGGCCACCAGUUCGUGAUGACGACGACGAUACGACGACCAACGGAGAUGCUGCUGCUUGCUGCCUUGCCGGUUCCAUCGGCUCCCUCCAUCCAGCAGCUCUCUUGCAAUAACACGACGGCGGCGUUCGCGCGGAGGUGUCGGGCCCAGGCUGGCCGGCCCGUCCCGGACGUCGGAUUUAGCUUGUACGCCCGUGCUGCCGUGCGACUGUGCUGCGCCGGACGACGUGGCUUCGGGAGUCGCAGCCUAGAAAGUCAAAAAGCGAAUGAGAGGCUGUCGAGGCCUCGAACUGCCGCCCGUGCCAUGACCCGCCGCGGCCGCGUCGCCCCCCCGGGGGAGGCAGCCCUCCAUGAGCCAAGCCAAGGCAUUGGUGAUGGCGAGUGGCUUUGGGCUGCGGCUGCGGCCACUUUCCAAACUGAGACUCGGGACGAAGGGUUGGGCUGGAUCUGA